GGUCACAGAUUUUCACCAACAAUACAAUUUUGUGGGUCAGAGGGAUUUGCAAACGACCGACCGGUGUUUAGCGAGGUCACUGUUUUUCCGUGUCACAGUGCUGUAGAUUAAAUGGUCUAACAAUGGAUCGGUGUAUUAAUUCGCGACAUUUCACGCGAACACCAGGAAGAAGAAAUCCGAUAAACUUUUCGAAUGCGACGGUUUUAUUAGGUUCAUUUGAUGGUUUUAUACGUAUAUUUGGUAUAUGGAAUUUUGUGUAAUCAAUUGAAACAUAAAAAGGAAUUACUUGACAAUAAAAGUGGUGGUGGCACGGAAAAAAUUACGUGACCUUGGUGAAUGCUUGUCGAUAAGUUUUCGGAAACGUAGUAACGGUUUUGGGCUCAGUGAAAGGAGUGCCUACAAAUUCAAAUUAAUUCAAAAUCUUUUAAUAAACAACGAAUGUGUUUCCGAUGCAAUGACGAGUCGUAUGUGGCCAUCGUUCGAAAUCAAUUAGUGGUAUUCAUUAAUCAAGGCUCGGUUUAUCGUUCGAUUUGGUGCCUUCGACAAAAAUAAAAUUCGAGUUACAUUCACAGACAGACAUAACAGUACACAAUGAAUUUCUUGAGCAAUGCUAUGGCAAUGGCGAAAGUCGCCGCGGAGAAGGGGGCUGACGGUUUAACAUCACUGACAGCCAAAGUGUCCGAAGCAACUGGCGUUGAAAUGCCAUCCUCGUUUAGUGUAAUUAAUCCAGCUGUUAAUCCGACUACAUCGGCUAUAGUACAAGAAGAAGAGGAGGAAGAGGAACAGCCUUGUAAAUUUGGCCGAAUACAAUUCAAAUUGGAUUAUAAUUUCGAUAAAACCACUUUGGCUGUUACGAUAUUUAAAUGCGAAGAUUUGCCGGCUAUGGACGCUGGUGGCACAUCAGAUCCAUACGUUAGAGUAUGGGUGAAUCCCGACAAAAAGAAAGCUUUCUGCACAAAAAAGCUUAAGAAAACCUUGAAUCCGGUCUACAACGAAACUUUUACAUUUUUAAAAUUGCCAUUCAAUGAAAUGGAUGGAAAAGUGCUAAUUAUGGCAAUUUAUGAUCACGAUGCAUUAGGAUCCGAUGAUCAAAUCGGUGAAGUGACAUUACCACUGUCGUCUGUCGAUCUUGCGAGCGAGGAAACAAUAUGGAAAGACAUAAAGGAGCCACCAAGUGCUGAUGCACUGGGUGAUUUGUGUCUCUCGCUUAGAUAUAAACCGGCAAGCAAACCGCCAGCGUUAGUUUGUCAAAUUGUUCAGUGUCGAAAUUUAAAGCAAAUGGAUUUGGGUGGUGCAUCGGAUCCUUACGUUAAGGUGAACCAUAUGUUAAACGGCAAGCGAGUCAAGAAAUAUAAGACAGUUGUACAAAUGUCCAAUUUGAAUCCAUAUUGGAACACAAGCUUCAAAAUUCCCGUCAAUCCGGUGGAUAUACAAAAUAUUGAAUUGCAUAUUUAUGUUAACGAUUUCGAUAAAUUCGGCGGCAACGAUACUAUUGGUUGGUUAUGCUUUUCGCUCACCGAUAAGACCACUGCGGGAACACAUUGGCGUGAGGCAAUCAGCCAGCCAAAAACAAAUAUCACUAAGUGGCAUCCGUUACAGCCACUUGAAGACGAUAAGAAAUAAAUCAAUUUUCUUCAAAAAACAAAAUAUUUCAUUGUUAAUUUUAGAGAAAUUUGUUGAACAUGUUAAAUCGAUAAAUACGCGCAUAAAUUCACGAAUAUUAAAUUCAUUUUCUUUCUUUGAUUUGAGACACCGCCGAUGCGGUUGCAUUGUAUAUACAUUAUCAAAAAGAAAAGAAAAAAAAAACAAAAAAAAACCCACUUAUCAGGAACAUAUUAUUAUGGACGGGAGAGUCUAGCCUACGAUAUAUUAUACAUACAUAUAGUCAAAAAUGCAUGAAAGUUCACGGUUAAAUCACAAAAAAAGUUUCAAAAAAUUUAAACAAAAAAAAAA
Messenger RNA from Bradysia coprophila, 1953 nucleotides. Its product is annotated as synaptotagmin-1-like. Gene Ontology annotation, biological process: calcium ion-regulated exocytosis of neurotransmitter; synaptic vesicle endocytosis. Lineage: Eukaryota; Metazoa; Arthropoda; Insecta; Diptera; Sciaridae. Gene Ontology annotation, molecular function: calcium ion binding; SNARE binding; clathrin binding. Gene Ontology annotation, cellular component: exocytic vesicle; synaptic vesicle membrane; dense core granule. The record is from RefSeq and is a predicted model, not a curated record.